AUGAGGAUAGGAGCCCCUGUGAGACUGAAAGAUGUGGCAGGAGAGGCAUAUUACCCUUUAUUGGAAGAUGAACAGUCUAGUCUGUCCCAGUCCAACAGCAGCAAUGAGCUGUCUUGCACCGUCACGCUGCCACUCAUCAUCAGGGAGAGGGACACAGAGUACCAACUCAUCCGCAUCAUCCUCUUCGACAGGCUCCUCAAGGCAUACCCAUACAAGAAGAACCUGGUGUGGAAGGAGGCGAGGGUGGACAUUCCUCCUCUCAUACGUGGACUGGCCUGGGCUGCUCUCCUGGGAGUCGAGGGGGACAUUCAAGCCAAAUAUGACAGCAUUGAUAAGGAUACUCCUAUACCCACUGACAGACAGAUUGAGGUGGACAUCCCUCGCUGUCACCAGUAUGACGAGCUACUGUCCUCGCCACAGGGCCACAGGAAGUUCAGGCGUGUGCUCAAGGCCUGGGUGGUGUCUCACCCUGACCUGGUCUACUGGCAGGGUUUGGAUUCACUUUGUGCACCAUUCCUCUGGCUGAAUUUCAACAAUGAAGCCCUGGCGUACGCCUGCAUGUCGGCCUUCAUCCCCAAAUACCUGUACAACUUCUUCCUGAAGGACAACUCUCACGUUAUCCAAGAGUACCUCACCGUCUUCUCCCAGAUGAUCGCCUUCCACGACCCGGAGCUCAGCAACCACCUCAAUGAGAUCGGAUUCAUACCUGAUCUCUAUGCCAUUCCGUGGUUCCUCACCAUGUUCACACACGUCUUCCCCUUACACAAGAUCUUCCACCUGUGGGACACCCUGCUCCUGGGGAACAGCUCCUUCCCCUUCUGCAUCGGCGUGGCCAUCCUGCAGCAGCUCCGAGACCGCCUGCUGGCCAACGGCUUUAACGAGUGCAUCCUGCUGUUCUCCGACCUGCCAGAGAUUGACAUUGAGCGCUGCGUCCGGGAAUCCAUCAACCUGUUCUGCUGGACUCCCAAGAGCGCCACUUACCGCCAGCACGCGCAGCCUCCCAAGGCCCAGGGAGACAGCAGCACCAACGGCUUCGGCAAGACGGCCAACUACUACUCCUCAGACUACCAGGACAUGCCCAAGACGGACCUGUCGCGGGAGCCCUUGGCGCUGAGUGACCUGAAAGCCGAGGUGUCCCCCCGUAUCUCAGCCGAGGACCUCAUUGACCUGUGUGAGCUGUCGGUUGGGGGUCAAACCAAGAGGAGCAAGGCCAGCAAGCCAAAGAUCCUUGCCGUCGACAUCCGCAGCAUCGAGGACUUCGGCCGAGGCCACAUCUCGGGCAGCAUCAGCAUCCCCUACAGCACGGCGUUCUCUCCGGACGGGGAGCUGGUGCAGUGUCCCGCCACCGGCACCCUCCAGAGCUUCAGGGGACGUGUCAUCGUGGUCAUCAGCCACGCCAUGAAGAGUGCUGCCAUGUUUGCGACUCACCUGGUGAAAGUAAACUACCCUCGGGUGACCACCCUGGACGGAGGCAUCAACAAGAUGAAGCCCACAGGCCUCCUCACUGUCCCCUCCCCCCAGAUCUGAUCAGAGACCACAACCGCCAGCUGCCAAACAAACUCGGUCCCGCCCACACAAACAAAAGGGAUCCGCUCGUCCAUAGUCUACCAACGGGCAUUCUUUUUUUCUUUUUUUAUAUAAACUUAUCGUAAGAACAUUUUGAAAAUAUUUGCUUGUGUUUCUGUAUAUUGUUUAACUUUUAGAUUUCAUAAUUUGAUGUAACAGUCUCUUUUUUUUAUUCUUACGUUGUAGUACUGUAUGUAUGUGCUCAGAGAUGUCACAGCAUUAAAAUGACUGAGAUCAGCUC
Messenger RNA from Salvelinus namaycush (lake trout), 1807 nucleotides. RefSeq names its product TBC domain-containing protein kinase-like protein. The coding region runs from base 1 to 1527 and encodes 508 amino acids. Gene Ontology annotation, biological process: activation of GTPase activity. Lineage: Eukaryota; Metazoa; Chordata; Actinopteri; Salmoniformes; Salmonidae. The transcript has 15 exons. The record is from RefSeq and is a predicted model, not a curated record. Gene Ontology annotation, molecular function: GTPase activator activity.